GCCCGGCUGUAGCGCCCGGCGCGGGGCGGAAGGGGAGGGGUCGGCUUUGUGGGGUUCAUUGAUCCUCGCAUCCCCUCCCCCCUUUUCUUAAGGGGGAUCUGGAUCGCCAGCCCCCGGGAAGGCGGGGGAGGGGGGAGCAGGCUGGUAUUUGGGUAUAACGCCCAGAGGGGGAUUUCUAAAGAGGGGCAGCGGGUGGGGGGAGGAUUUUUUGCCCUGACUUUCUCGGGAGACCAGUGGAGGCUGAUGUGAUUCUUGGCCAGUAAGCCUCAAUGCCGGUGGUGCACCCCGACCCCCCUGACGGGGGCUGGGGCUGGAUGGUGGUGCUGGCCGCCUUCUUCCAGUCGGCGCUGGUUUUCGGGGUGAUCCGCUCCUUCGGCAUCUUCUUCAUGGAGUUUGUGGGGUACUUCGGGGAGCUGUCAGGGCGGGUGUCCUGGAUCACCUCCAUCGGGAUCGCGGUGCAGCAAUUUGCUAGUCCGGUGGGCAGCGCCCUCAGCACGCAGUACGGCGCGCGCCCCGUGGUGAUGGCCGGGGGCUUCCUCUCAGGGCUGGGCAUGCUCCUGGCUUCCUUCGCCACCAGCCUGACCCACCUGUAUCUGAGCAUCGGGCUGCUCUCAGGCUUCGGGUGGGCCUUGGUCUUCACGCCCUCCGUGGCCUCGGUGGCCCGUUACUUCAAAAAGCGCCGGACGUUCGCCACGGGCUUGGCCUUCAUGGGCGUGGGCCUGUCCUCCUUCGCCUUCUCCCCGCUCUUCCAGUUCCUGGUGGACACCUACGCCUGGCGGGGGGCCCUCCUGGUGGUGGCCGGCAUGUCCUUCAACCUGGUGGUAUGCGGAGCCCUCAUCCGCCCCCUGACCCUCAAGGAGGACCUGGCCGGCCCCAGGGACCCUGGCGGGAGCUGCCUGGGGAAGCUUUCCACCCUCUUCGGCCUGCCUUUGCUGUCCCACUGGCCCUUUAUGAGAUUUGUCCUGGCCGUGACCUUGAUCAACACCGGCUACUUCAUUCCCUAUGUCCACUUGGUGGCCCGAGCCUGGGAGCUGGGCUUCGACGAGUACCAGGCUGCCUUCCUCAUGUCCGUGGCAGCUGUGGCCGACCUGUCUGGCCGCCUCCUCUCGGGUUGGCUGGCCGACUGCCGGGUUUUCCGCCUCGUCCACAUCUUGGUGGCCUGGACCUCCCUGACUGGCAUCUCCUUGGCGCUGGUGCCUCUGGGACGCAGCUACCCGUUGCUGAUGGCCAUCAGCAUCUGCUACGGGUUCUUCUCCGGGGCGCUGACCCCCGUGGUCUUUUCCAUCCUGCCGGAAAUCGUGGGUAUUGGGCGGAUUUUCGGCUCGAUGGGGCUGCUGCAGAUGAUGGAGAGCAUCGGCGGGCUUCUGGGAGCACCGUUCUCUGGCUGGUUGCGGGACAUGACUGGGAACUACACGGCCUCUUUCUUGGCAGCUGGGGCUUUCCUCUUGGCCGGAAGCCUGGUUUUGGUCACUCUACCCAACUUCUUUUCCUGUCUGAGCUCCUCUCCUGCCUGCAGCCAGGUGGAGGCCGGGACAGAGCCGUCCCUAUUGACACCGGCCUGUGGGAAACAUUCCUCCCAGGACAGAGACUGUCUGGCCAGAAGCCAAGAUCUCAGGAAGCCGACGUGACUACAAGGGAGUGCUGGCCGUGCCAGCCAGUGGCUGGGUGAAGGGGAGGGGGACCAAGGAGGGACAGCUCCAUCCCACCCCCCGCAGCUCUGUUGGGGCCCCUCAAUCCAUUAUUACAACCUGGGGCUUCUCCCUCCUCUCUCAGGGGUCCAAUCCCCUGUUUGUAUUCUCUGAUCCCUGGAGUGAACUCCUUCACUGGGACCAUAACCAGGUUCUGGAAGGCUUAAUGCGGUAAAUUCGAGCCUGGGGAGGGGUCUUAGGGUUUUGUCUCUCUUCCCUGCCACCACCCUCUUCAACAUCUCGACCUAGAAGGAUGUUCCUUCACAGAAAUAAGCCACUUCACUACCACCCUUGCCCACCUGGAUUCUCCUCUGGUGCCUCCCACGGGCUGGAAGGCUAGGUCCAUAAUGUGGGGAGGACACUGAGGAACCGGGGGGGACCCCAGCGAGGAACAGAAAUUGGACCAGAGCCUGGGUCUAACAUAGAGAAUGUUUUAUAAAGGGGGAGGGGGAUCGGGCUGCUCCAUUCAUUUGGGGAAAUACGGCACUGCCCCAGCGAGGGCAGGUGUAUGCAAACAGGGAAGUAAAAGGCCACAUCCUGUAAUCUCGUGGUCAGCAUGCCCCUGCCUCAGUUUCCCUACUUGCUUCUGGGAAUGGCUGGCUUGAAAUGGACACUCAGCUUUGCACCCCACUCCGGGGGCAUGAGGGAUGUCCCAGAGCCCAGAAAUGCAGUUACGGAUCUAAAAAUGCCUCCCCGCCCCAGAUUUAUGGAUUUUGUGCUGCUAGAUGUGUAAUUAGAUGGGUGUGGCUGGGGAAGGGAAGAGGGGGGUCUCGGGGCAUCGUUUAUCCUUCAAAAGGUAGUAUUCGGUGAUUUAAAAUGGGGGAGGGGGUUAUUUCGAGAAAUCACAGUUUUGAGAGGGGACAAAAGCGGUGGUUUCGAGUGCCACUUUUUCUGGAACAGAGCUGCGUUAAGGGGGGGGAAUUAAAACCAGACAAUUCCUCUGG
Molecule: messenger RNA, 2632 nt
Organism: Gopherus evgoodei (Goodes thornscrub tortoise)
Lineage: Eukaryota; Metazoa; Chordata; Testudines; Testudinidae
Gene: SLC16A13
Product: solute carrier family 16 member 13
Exons: 5
Coding region: 270-1628 (452 amino acids)
Biological process (GO): monocarboxylic acid transport; transmembrane transport
Molecular function (GO): monocarboxylic acid transmembrane transporter activity
Source: RefSeq, a predicted model, not a curated record